Spirometra erinaceieuropaei is the source of this 9396-nucleotide messenger RNA. Lineage: Eukaryota; Metazoa; Platyhelminthes; Cestoda; Diphyllobothriidea; Diphyllobothriidae. The record is from the annotation of a GenBank genome assembly.
AUGAGAGACCAGGAGAACGGACUGCCACAGGCACACAAGCUCGCCUCAACCGCUGACUGUCCUACCACGCAACAUCCCCGCCGCCGCCGCCACCGUCGCAGGACAGGUUAGUUAAACGGUCUUCUUACUCAGCGUAGGUAUGGGUUUGACGAAUGGCAUUAAUUAGAAUCAACUGGCAGAGCGUCAGCCAGAUGCUAGUGAUUACCCCAAAUCCACAAAUCCCUCCUUUCACCUCGUCUAAUCGUAGCCCUCGGCGGCAGCCCAGUCAGCCGGAUGACUCACAAACCCCACAUCUUCUUUGAGGUUCAUCUGGGACGUCAGUAAAAUCGACAUCUCCACUCCUCACUAAUUCCCGCGAGCCAAAAUGGUGCUUCACGAGGCGAUAAUGUUCUUCGACGUGACACUCCUCCUUGCGUCCAUCUCACCGCAUUUGGUGUGCAAGGCUAUGCGCUGCGUCCUGCAUGGAAGGAAGUAUGGCAAAUCACGGGCAUGUCUUCACUGAUAUUGCCAUCAUAUCUAAGUAAUAUUACAUGCCGAUGCCUCCCGUCAUUCCGGGUAAAUUGUACACAUAUAUCUGCAUUUAUGCUGCACCAGAUAGUGCACUGACAUAUGUGUCGAUUGUUUGCUAUUUAGAGCAUAUAACUGCAUCUUCUCCUAUCGGAAUCAUUGUAGAAAGGGCAUGUUUAAGCCCAAUCCUAUUAAUGGACGCCAAGGACUGCUCGUCUGUGAUCGAUUACUGCGUCCUUUCGUCAGCGGUUUCGGCAACGACGCAUUACCUCCCUCCUCUCCAAUUGGCAACAGGGAUCACCACAUCACCCACCUGUUUGGUGCCUACGAGGAGGUUUUUUCCACCAGGAUACACUAUCUUCGCCAGGGCCUAGGAUCAAACAAUAUCCUCCUAUUUCCCGGUCCAUUCGGCUGCGUCAGAACUGAUUACAUGGACUUCCUACAGCGUCUUAACAGAAAUGAGUACGUUCCCUGGGGCGGCUUGGCACUGCGUUUUUUUACCAACUGGUGUAGAUAUAUACCUAGAUAGACGUUGUAGAAAGUCGCACGAGGAUACACCAUACAGAAGUGGCCCACUAGUCGACAACUACAAUGCGUGCACUGUUGGUACACCCUCAGGAUUGGGUAGACCAGCUGGGUAAGCGUGAAUUCGUAUACAACAGUCAUUGUUCUGUCUGCGAUUCAGGAUGCUCUGACGAAACUAGCAAAUCGGCCACACACACACAUUUAUGAUCAUCAAUGAAGGGUACGGAAGGGAGACCCUCUGUCUUGAUUAGCCAUACAUGCACUGGAUAUCGGACACAAGUCUACUAUGGAGGUGUGUCGAAUGACUCUUACAUCCAGCGGCAUAUUGAGUUGUGGAAGCGCCGUAGAAAAAUGUUGAGAAGAAGCGGAAGUGACGGCAACCAAUUCAAAGAGCAUACACAGACCGCUCAUUGAUGCGCUCGUUAGGAAAUCGUUGACUUUAAGGCACGUUUAGAGAGUGAACUGUUUUGCCUACUUUGCAACGACAGUUUGCGGAACAAGAUUCAUUACUUGCCCUAGGAACCUAUACAUGCAUGUGUGUGUGGUCUGGAGAGGUUCUCGGAUGUCACGUUUAAAAAUGUUUGCCGGGCUCGCUCUUUUGUUGAGGACGAUGACCUAGGGUAAUAAGUUUUAAAAUAUCCGAAACAAGGUUUGUUGUUUCCUCGAAUGACUUCUUCAGCAUGAACAUAUACACACGCAAGGAAGGAGAAACGUCAACGUCUGUGUUGACUGCACGUGGCCCAUGAGAACAUCUUCGUUUACAGUAGGCGAGAUUAUCUGGGAACAAAAUUACCCUUAUUGCGCACACAUUUUCGAUACGGGUUCCCCAGCUCGUUGUCAGACUUAUGGGACACACACAAAAACAGUUCACCCUUUAACCCUGUCGAACAAGCGAUUCUGCAGUUGGCUGAAGCUUGCGCCAUUGCGUGUUGAGACAGAUUUCCCAAUUUGGCCUCAAUAGACGGCAUCACAACUGGCACAUGGGAUCUUGCAGACAACCUCUGUUCUUUCAAAUGUAAUUAAUUUACCCUGGAGAGUUUUACUAGGUUUUGACACCAAAAUGACUCUCACCGAAUAGUCAUGUUCAGUUUGGAAUAAAUGAAAUAUUGAUUGUAUCAGUCAGUAUCAGUCAGUAUAUUUGGAGUAAACGACAGAGGCCAUGAAAUCUCCAUUUAGAGGGUAGAGGUAUAAAGUAAAAUAGUUAAACUGCAAAACUUCUGCUUGCAGUUUUAGUAGGGAGAAUUCAUAAAUCUAAUAAUGUAACAUAAAUGUGAAAGAGGUAUUAUAUUCGCAAAAUAAUUGCGAAAAACUUUGUUCACCGCAUUCGGACUGCGAAAAUUUCAAUAUGGGCUAGGUUUGACGCAAAAAUAGGAUCUGUUGAAAUCAUGUUAGUAGUAUAUUCAUAGUCAUUUCAAAAAUCCGUUAGUUCAGGCUUCGGCACUUUGGGUUGCCUUUCAGAUGGCGAGUAUCCAGUUGUCUCUUGAACACGUUCACGGUAGGGGAAUUAACAACAAACACGUUCCAUUGGUGAAUGACCCUCUGUGAGAAAAAGGAGUAACGUUGAUUUGUGUGGCACAGUUCCCUUUAAAGCUGGUAAUCAUGUCGUCUGAGAUAAGACUUGGGUGCCAUUUCAAAAAACGUUUCCCAGUCGACUUCCAGAUUAAGUCCUCUUACCAACUGGAACGUUGCUAUGAGGUCACCACAGUCCUGCCUGUAGUGGAGGGGAUAGAGGUUCAAGGCUGUCAGGCGCUGCUCGUACGUGAAAUGUUUGAUGCCAGGAACUGCCUUUGUAGCACGCCGUUGUACACCUUCAAGGAUAUCUAUAUCCUUCCGAAGCCACGGCCGCCAAGCCUGUACUCAUAUUCCAGUUGCGGCCGCACAAAUGUCCCGUAUACUUUGCCAAAGACAUCUGUAUUCAAGUGAAUAAACGUUCUGCGUAUCGCGCUCAUCACUGACAUUGCCCGCGCAGCGGCUUUAGAACGCCGUGUGGUGACGCUUAGAUCGUCUUUAAUGAAUACACCGAGAUCUUCUUGCACAUCUACGGUUUGAAGUGGUUGAUUGUCCAGGAUAUACUGUCGUGAGGGUGCAUUUGUUCUUCGCCUCGCUGAUACCACGGGCAUUACUGCACAUUUUGUGACGUCGAAUUUCAUGCACCAUUUAUCGCCCCAUGCGUGCAAAUUAUCUGUGUCCUCUUGUAGUAUCUUGACGUCAUCUUCAUCUUUUAUCUUUUAAGAUUGUCUGCAAAGAGCGCGAUGUCCGAUUUCACUUCCUGUACUAGGUCAUUUACAUAGAUAAUGAAUAGGAGCGCCCAAGAACUGACCCCUGUGGGACUCCACUUGUAACAGGUGCCCAUUCUGAGCAGUAGCCGCUCGCAGUGACUAUUUGUCUACGACCGUUUAGGAACUCUUGAAUCCAGUUCAGAAGAUUUCCUCUUAUCCCUACUUCGGACAACUUUUGAUCGAGGCGCUUAUGUGGGACGCAAUCAAACGCCUUGCUGAAGUCGAAGUAAAUGACAUCUACUGGAUGUCAUUCAUCCAAGGCCUUUGACCAAUGUUCGAGUGACGUAAGCAGGUUUGUGAAGCAGGACCUCUUUUCGCAGAAGCCAUGUUGGACUGAACUGAUAUAACAGCGGAAUGUAUCGAGUGAUGUAAUUGAUUUUUUAACUAACUUUUCCAUAAGUUUGCAACAAAUGCAUGUCAGACUCACCGGUCGGUAAUUGGUGGGACAUAGCCGUGAUCCUCCCUUGUGGAUAGGUACGAUGUUUGCCAACUUCCAUGUGUCAGGUAGUUUGCCAGCUUCCAGCGAUUUUUGGAAGAUUAUAGAAAGUGGUUCUGCUUAUUCUUCAGCUAGCUGACGCAGGAGUACACCUGAGAUCUCAUCUGGUCCAGGUGACUUGGCCGGAUCCAGCUUAUUUAACUCUGAUAAAACUAACUGCGGUGUAAAAAAUACUGUGCUUAUAAGUGGUUGGUUGGCGAGCUGUGGAAGAGAAUAGGACUGGUGGGGUGGUUCCGCGGUGUAGAUACUUUGGAAAAACUCGGAAAGAAGCUCGGCAUUUUGAAAGCCAUCGCUCACAAUUUGGUUAUUUUUGUCCUUUAAGGUUGCCAGAUGGUCUCGGUUUUUCGUAUUGCUCCCGAUAUAUGCAUAGAAUGCUUUAGGUUUUUGCUGCGCCUCUUCCAGGAGCUUUAGUUCAUAAGAAGCUCGUACUUCUCGGAUAAGUCAUUUGCGUAAGGUUCGUUGUUGUCUGAAUUCCUGAAGUUUUUUUGGGUGCUCCGUUUGUAAAAAAUUGUGCACAACUUGCGUUUUUUUCGGAUGUCCUUCUUAACCUAUGUUGUCAGCCAUUUCGGUUUGUUUCCGGUUGGAUGUUUCUUGAGGGGACAGUAUCGUUCAAUCAAGUCUCUCAUAGUUGAUUCGAAGGUUGUCCAGCAUUCAUUGACAUCUCCUCAUAAUGCUUCUGUCCAUAGUGUGAGUUCAAUCUCUGAUUUCAUUGCCUCAAAGAUACCCCGCCAGACAUUUCUUAACGACUUUGAGUUUCGUUAGGGGACAGCUACAAGUGUCGACUCUCACAUUAAUGUCAUGUGAUCACAAGAACCUAAUGUCUAAUAGCAUUUGGUCGAAUCCUUGUCUGUGGACCUUAACUGUCAUAAGGUCCCAGUUAAUCCGCGGAGCAUUGAAAUCUCCUACGAUAAUAAUGUUUUUCUUUCGACUGUCCUCGCGGAGUCGAGUGAUUAACGCUUGAUCUUCGUCGGCAGGUUGAUUGGGAGGCCUAUAUACAACGGUGACAGUAACGUUUUCGGCUUUUGGGACCAGCAAAUGACACAGCAGCAUCUCCAGAUCAUGCGCAUUUACACAUUCUUCAACAGGAUUAUAUUCGACCGCAUUGCUGAUAUAUAGGGCAACUCCGCCACCUCGCUUUUUUGGUUCGGUCUCGUCUUAGCACUUGAUAACCAUCUAACUGUAUUUGGGGGUCUGUGACAUCUGGGGUGAGCCACGUUUCAGUUAAUGCAAUAACAUCAGGACAUAGUUCGGCCACAAUUAUUUUACGUUCGUCGAGUUUGUUCAAGAGGCUUUGUAGAUUUCCGUAGAAGGACUUAAUUUUAUGUAGGUUAUUGCUUCGAAUUAGUUGCCCUGACGUGUGGCCUUCGUCCAGUAUGACAGGCGUCCUCCACAGGAGGGGUUUUUGUCGUCGAACAUUCACUCCGUUCAUUAUUACUAGUCCCUUCUCUCCUUGUUCUUUCAAGGUCGCCAGCUCCGCCAUCAGCGCCCUCCAUUUCAUUCUCUCUUGUACUGAGUAAUCCGGUUGAAAAAAAGACCUCUAGUAUUCGUUCAAGUAGAAGAUCCCUCUGGAGUUUACUUUCUAAAAUUAUCUUUAAAGGUCUUGGUUUCCUCCCUUGAGAGCUCGCACUAUUUUUACUGUUUAGUCGGAAAAGUUUCAGAAUCUUAAUUACUUCAUUUUCUUUUAUUAUGCUUCCCAGACACUCUUGCAAGAUCAUGAUAUCAUCAUUUAUCCUGCAUCUGGGGUUAUUGUUGGUUAAUUCACGAAGUCCAUGGACGACUAUGCAUUGUAAUCUGUCCACAGCACCUCCAUUCGACGAAUUUUGUUGGAUAAUUGGUCUGACCGAUGAUGAGGCUUCCCCAAUGUGGGCUUCAACGCUAGUUGCAUGAAUAUUCGUGCGAGUAUGUACUUCUACUCCCACUCUGGGUUCAUUUUUAUUCGGUCUUGCGUUGGUCGAUGCUCCCCUCACAUUAGGCUCGGGAGAUGCGCAUACCGUCUGGGGACUGUUUUCCUCAUUCGUCGGUCCAUCUUUAUCAUUUUCACGCUCGGCCCUCGGUUUCCUUUCUGACGAGACUUUGGAUUUUUGCGUCCUUUCCUCAUAGUCUUUUCUGUCGCCUUUUUCUCAUUCUUUACUGAUUUUAGAGGUUUCACGUCACUACUGAUACUGCUAAUGCGGGUUGUCUCGCGCUCUACUCCUCGUUACCCUGUGCGUCGAUGCUGCCAACUUAUCCCCUAUCAUGAAGGUCUGCUGGAUAAAAUUCUUCAUGUUCCUAACUUCUUCCUCUAGUUGAUUUAACUUUGAGGCUAGCGUUUGACAACCGCUGCAAUAGGUUCCCGCAUGCGUCGGUCUUAACCAGUUUGAAAGGCUUUUAGAGCGACCGCCCUGGCGUGCGGCGAUAGCGCGCGCGGGGCGGGGGGUCUGCGUCGCAAUCUUGUGCCAGUGUGGUCCCGGGUCCGACUCCACAGUGCUCGCUAUUUUGUACUACUUCGGAGUUCGACAUUCUGUGCUACUUUAGUAUACCCAACAAGAAAAAACGAUCGGGUGAGACUUUUGCCUUAUAUGCGAGACGGAAAGCCAUUGGCGUCGUUCAGGUCGUUGAGAGUCACUGUGUAAGGUGAAUAUCUUCGUCUUAAAGAGGAUCGUCGAGCAAAUACAGGAAGCAGCUGUUUAAUUCUAGGACUUUAUCGAGUACGUUCGAAAUAUGAUGCAUUCAACGAAUAAGAUUAGAAGAGUAACUCAGCCUAUGCGGGAGUUGUUCCAGAUGUUUCGAUGGAAGGAUAAUCCGAGUUUCUUGGCUCACAAACAGCAGAAAUGAGGAAUGGCUGAAGUCCGCGUCCUGCGAAUCAGCCUUUGUCGCCAAAGAAUUAUUUGACGAUUAGUCGUGACUUCCGAGUAGAGAAUUCCGGGAAUCAGGGAAUAACAAUCCACGCGUGAAUUAGUUUAGACUGGCGUGCUCCAAACACUGAAGUAGAGACGAAAACUUCGUAGCUCGGAAGACUUAAAAUUUCGAACCUCGUUUCAAACGACGCGCAAGAGGUGUUUUAUUUCAACGGUUUUAGUAAGCACAUAACACAGAGUCUGUCUAGACGGACUCUGUGUUAUGUGUAUAUAUAAAGCUUUAUAUGCAACCCAUCGAAAACACUGAAAAUCUCAAGAUAUGCAGCGAUGUGUCAAGGCGGAUCUGAAAUUCGGCGUUUUCUAGAACAAACAUAACGUCCGAAUUAGCUUUACGGACGGAAAGACCUGGCAACAUGUGCUCAUAUGGAAAAUUUAAUUUCCAUGGCUUCCCCCCUUGGCGAAUUCAAGCGAACUCCUCUUUGUCUUAAUGAACCGCGUCUGAAUAAAUGGAAAAGCGUCACGACUUCUCGGGGAACCCGCCAUAUCUGACAUUACACUAAUUCAUAAGGGAUAUUUAAAUGUAAAUUUCUCUAAAGGACAAUUUUCAAGCGUAAUUCUUCUUGUCCUGUUUAAUUUACUCGUUUUUUGUAUGGACAGCCAUACCGUACGUCUAAAAGUGGAUUUCACACGAUUGCAACCAUGUUUGACUUUUUCGGAAUUUUCUGCUUUUCUAAAAAUCAAAAUUCCUAAGCAAUCUACCAUUAUCUUUCAUUAAUAUAGGCCUAGGAUCCAUGCAUUGGUGUCGGUUUGCGAGUAAUAAGCAGUCACACACAAACACACACACACACACGACAGUUCCACCGUCGAUUUCGACGAUAUCCACCGCGUGCCCCACAGCUGCAGCAGCGGUGGGAGCAGGGACGGUGACUUGCGCAGGGGUUUAUAGUGCCAGUAGACUUCCGUAGCAUCUACCUACACUCUCCUCCUCCCCCGCCUGAGCCCGGUGUCAAGACCAAGUCAAGAAGACCGGAGACGAGGGAGGCCGCAGGUGGAUGGCUUGGACGGAUCCUCACCUUGGCGCUUCACUCCGCACCCCCAGGUUCACAAAACAAAUGACCAGGAUUUUGACCACAAAACAAUGGGGUGACGGCAGUGGUCCAGUUGUGCGACGACUGCCGACAACAGGGUCUGCCAAAGCACCCCGAAAGUGUUGGCAUUUGUUAUAGUGUGCGAUCCGAUAACGCCUGCCAGAAUCAGAUAUGGCUCCCGUGUUGGUCCAGCGCAUCUAACGCGUAUCUCGUUUGGAGGACACACAAACACAUGCGUAGAGUAGUCGUACCGUCUGUGAUGAACAAUCACUCCACCUCUCAAAUGUACUUCUGUCCGCCUUCCCCCCCCCUCCCCGCUUUAGGUUUACCGCGAUAGCCUUCGAUCCGCCGGGCUGCGGUUUCAGCACUCCCCCCGUCCGCGAUUGGAGUGAUCCCGAGGUUCUGCUGCAGGAUGCCAGAGUUGGCGUGAAUUUGAUGCGCCAGCAGGGUCAUCUGCCCUUCUCCUGCAUCGGCUGGUCAGAGGGCGCCCUGUCAGCCAUCCGAGCAGCAUCGGAGUUGAAUAUGGACGGUCAGUCACAUUUUAAGUGGCUCACUCUGCUGCUGCUGCUGGUGGUGGCGCAUUUGCUUAUUUGUUGUUCUAGAAUGCGCAUAUUGUGGACACUGUCAAAUGGCCAUUUGCGUGGCCUCAUGAUUUGAUUACCUGUACUCCUUAGACACACACACGCACACAGCGCGGUGAAUGCAACCAAACUAGUUCAAAUUUACCUCAGACUACUGUGAAAGCCUGAAAGGACACAUCAAGAAACAGCCCUUUCAGCCUGACCUUCCGUUCUGGGAAGUACCGAGGUGCCCCGUCAAGCUACCACUCCUAGUUCGUCAUGGCACAUUUAAGUGUGCCAGUUUUAUUUUAGUUUGGAAUGCUCCAGUGUCAACACCAGUCCCUCUGUUUUACCUACUCGGCCAGUAUUCCAAAUAACUCCACAAAUUACCACAUUUUAAGGGAUUUCUCCUGUCUACCGAUUUUUCACCUCAAUGGGUCACUGAAUGCUCUCCUAGACAAUUAAUUUUGCCUGAACAUGAAAGCGGAAUGAUGGGAAAUGCUAUCAUUAUUAUUUCGUGUGUGUGUGUGUGUGUGAUCAGCGUGCUACCGUCAAGUCUUUUCCAUUUGCCACCUGAUUAUUGUACGCCGACAUACGAAGGAAGCUUAAUUCAUGCAUUCAGGCUCGAUUGAGGGCCUAGUGGUCUGGGAGCUGGAGGAAGAUAUUGGCGCAGAGGACGGAUCGGGGAAUGGUGGUCAGAUUAUGGGAGGCACCCCCGGUUCGGUGGACUUCUUGCCAGACAGCCGUCGUCUUCCGCUGCAGGCUGUCUAUGGUAGAGCCUACAUGCGGGAUAGUUGGCCUGCCUACGUUGAGACGAAAGAGAUGCGACGUAUGGGUCCUGCCGAUCUCCGCUGCCUGCCGCAGCGUCUCCUCGGGAUGCCACUACUGCACAUUGCAUCCCGGCACUCUGAGGCAAGGCGAUACCAGAAUGCCACAAGUCAAUCGACUGAAUCAGCUCUCCUCGCCUGUUCGGGCUGCUGUUCAACCCUCUGGCCCGCCAGGUCUGACGCGGAUCAGAAGGCUGGCUGGCAGCUGCCACACAAGUUGCAUGCUGAUUUCUUUCAGUCCUCUGUCGAAAACUUUAUUCUUAAAUCUAUUCACUAA